Messenger RNA from Zea mays, 1329 nucleotides. Its product is annotated as homeobox-leucine zipper protein HOX22. Gene Ontology annotation, biological process: positive regulation of DNA-templated transcription. Gene Ontology annotation, molecular function: sequence-specific DNA binding; DNA-binding transcription factor activity, RNA polymerase II-specific. Gene Ontology annotation, cellular component: nucleus. Bases 102 to 887 code for a protein of 261 amino acids. Lineage: Eukaryota; Viridiplantae; Streptophyta; Magnoliopsida; Poales; Poaceae. The record is from RefSeq and is a predicted model, not a curated record. The transcript has 2 exons.
GCGGGACGGUACCACGGAGUCCCGGCCGGCUGGUAGGAAGAACACACACCGCUUCUAGUAGCUAUAGCUAGGAUCCAACGAUCGAUCGAUCCAUCGACGACAUGGACAGGCCAGAUCACCAGCAGCAGCAGUUCUUCAUGCCGACGACGGUGCAGGUGCCACAGCCACAGCAGCAGCAGCAGCAGCUCUGCGUCCCGAUGCUCGACGAGCCGCCGUCCUCGUUUUUGGCGGGGAGAGGCGGAGGCGGGGCGUCGGGGAGGGGGGAGAGGAAGCGGCGGUUCACGGAGGAGCAGAUACGGUCGCUGGAGUCCAUGUUCCACGCGCACCACGCCAAGCUGGAGCCCCGGGAGAAGGCGGAGCUGGCGCGGGAGCUGGGCCUGCAGCCGCGGCAGGUGGCCAUCUGGUUCCAGAACAAGCGCGCCCGGUGGCGCUCCAAGCAGCUCGAGCACGACUACGCCCUGCUCCGCGCCAAGUUCGACGAUCUCCACGCCCACGUCGAGUCCCUCAAGCAGGACAAGCUCGCACUCACCACUCAGUUGAGCGAGCUAAGCGAGAGGCUGAGGGAGCGGGACGACCGGGCCGCCGCCGCCGGCGGCGGCGGCCGCGAGACGAUGGCUAGCAGCAGCAGCUGCAUCGGCGGUGGUGGUGAGGAGGAGGCGGAGGACGACAAGAGGAACGUCCUGCUGUUCGGAUGCGUCGACAUGGAGCCGCCCGCCGAGAGCUGUGUGCUCGUCGGGUCGACGUGCGCGGCGCUGGCCGACGUCUCGGUGGAGUCCGAGUGCGACGACCAGCACCUUCACUACGACGACGAGUUCCCGGAGUCCUACUGCGCCAUGCCGGAGCUGUGGGAGCCCUGGCCGCUUGUUGAGUGGAAUGCGGUGGCCUGAAAUGGAGAGGCUAGUACAUAGGCUUAAGGCUCGUGUGUGUGUAACGUACGUGCAUGUCGCCGUCGCCGCGCGCCAUGGUGCUCUCGACGCAACUGAUGGAGAGAACUGGCCGCUUUGUGCCAAUGGAGGAUGGGGCCAGGCGGUAGGUCGCGGGAUUCGGAGCGCGACGGAAACAUGGAACUAGUGAUCGAGGCAUGGCGACCUUUGGAGUUUGGAGGCAAAUCACCCAAUGCCAAUACUGCUUUCUUCCACGCUGCAAAAAAUCAACGGUAUUGGUUCAGAGUCGCCCGCGGUGGUAGCGAGUUGCACGGCUUGUUGCAGCCUUUUUGUUGGUGUGGUGGUGUUUCGAGGUUUCAAUAAUCUAAUGGAAGGAUGGUCGCUUCACAAAUAUAUAUUGUAUUGUGCGUGUACAUUUGAAUGUAUAUAUGCUUGCUUGCAAAAA